UUGCUGAGAAAGAAAGAGGGAGAGGGUUAUUCUGAGAGAGGUAUUUAUUUUUUUUACAUUCUGCUAGUAGGUAGGACAGUUACAGGGAACGCAGGCACUGGGCAGCUUUUUCACUGAUUGUCACAUGAAGAUGGGAUAUAUUGUUGCUUUGGUUGUGUUUCUACAGCUCUGCUUCUAUCCAGCACUUCAUGCUGUAGAGGAGGUAACAGCCCUCGUGGGACAAAAUGCCACCUUGGUCCCCAAUCCCAGUGUGACCAUAGAUGCAGGAUCAUGGAAUUUUAAGUCAGCUCUUGUGCUGUUGUUUUAUCCACCUAAUAACCUUAUUCUAACUCCAAGUUUUGAAAAUAAAUUGAUUUUUAACCGCACAGAUUAUUCACUGACGGUAAUUUCUGCCCAAAUUGCUGAUUCUGGAAAUUAUUCCUUUAAUGGUGCCUCACCCACUUAUCAUGAGACUUUCUCAUUAUCAGUCCAAGUGCCUGUGUCCAAUGUGUCCGUGACAGCGUCUGCUAUCAACGUGGUUCAGUCCCAAGAGGUCACUAUGGACUGCUCAGCCCAAGGUUCACCUCUUCACUUCCAGUGGAUCAACAAUACAGAGGUUGUGAAAGCCAGCAAUCGGAUUCAAUUUAGUAACGGUGGCAGCACCCUCAAGAUCGAACAAGUGUCUCGAUUUGACGUGGGGUCAUUUUUCUGCAAUGUGUCCAAUGACCUCAACCGUAUACAGAGCAGUCCAAUUGUUUUCAACAUAAGCUAUGGACCCAUUAACCUGAAGAUGGAGGUAUCCCCACAUGAAGUGGCAUAUAAGGCAGGGUCCAGUGUGAACCUCACCUGCUCUGCUGAGUCUGUACCUCCAGCUACAUACAAAUGGAUACGUAAUGGCGUUCCACAGAACAAGUUAGGCCCGCUCCUUACACUCACCGACAUAGAGGCAAGUACAGCUGUCGAGUACACGUGUGAGGCCCACAACCAUGCCACCUCAAGAAGCGAAGAAAUCUCAGCAGUACUACGAAUUAUUGAUCCAAUAACAGCUGUUGUGAUAAAAGAAGUGGCUGGACCCCCCAUAUUAAACAAGACAUUUACACUGAGCUGUGACGUGACUGGCCCUACGGACACUAUCCUAUGGAUGAUGGGCAACGACUAUUUUAAUCCUGAAGCUCAUGGGGCCGAGCUCUCUAAAGACAACAAGACAUUAACAUUCAGCUCAGUUGUCAAGUCAGACAAUGGGGCCUACACGUGCAUGGCCAGCAAUCAAGUUUCCAGCAAGACAAGCGCCAUGUACAAUCUCACCGUGAACUACGGACCCAUGAUGCCAACCAUUUCUGGAUCACCAUCCAUCAUAGCCACAGCAACCAACGUCAGUCUUACCUGCUACGCCGAUUCCAUGCCACCUGCAAACUACACCUGGAAAUUUGGUAUGAACACGGUGGCAGAAGGCUCAGUCUACAGAAUGAGCUCUGUUAGCAAAGACAAGAGUGGCAACUAUACUUGCUUGGCGAGUAAUGACAUCACCCGUGACACCAACACUGCCACCAAAGAGCUGACGGUCAUCGACCUUAUAACCUGGGCUGCUGUUGUGCCAAACAGCUCCCUGCCUGUCAACGGCAAGGGGCUCGUGCUAACCUGUGGGUCCGAUGGCACGGUGUACAACCGGACGUGGAAGAUGAAUGGCAUGCCGUUCACACCAAACAACCACACACACGUCUCCUCCGAUAAGAAGGUGCUGACCUUUGACCCCGUGAUGAGGUCAGAUGAUGGGUACUACACGUGCAUGGCCUCCAACCCUCUCAGCAACGCCACCAGCCCCGUGUUUGAUCUCGUAGUGAACUAUGGACCCAUGAUGCCUGUCAUCUCGGGUCCAACUGAUCCAGUUGCGACCGGCUCGAAAGUCAUGCUCAACUGUUCAGCACACUCCAUGCCGCCGAGCAAUUACACCUGGCUUUUCGUGGACACAAAUGGAGAGAUGAAAGUGGGAAAUCAAUGGAUGCACACCAUCGAAAAUGCCAGCCCCUCCAACAGUGGGCGCUAUGUCUGUGAGGCCAGUAAUGAUGUGACUGAAAAGACCAGCCGUGCUUCCACACAGGUAGAGGUCAUUGAUCCAAUAACGGCGGCCAUGGUGGAGUUGGUUGGCUGGCAACCCAUACUUGGCAACAUGUUCAAACUGUACUGCAAUGUGACCGGUGGACCGGUGCACUCCGUUGUCUGGCGCAAGAACAGCAGCGUCUUGCAUCCAAAUGACAGAAUCUCCUUCUCCGAUGACAACCAGACAUUGAUCUUCAGCCAUCUUAUGCACUCUGAUGACGGUGACUACGAGUGCACAGCAUCUAAUCCAGUGAGCAAUCGCACAAGCAAUGAGUUCAACCUGAAGGUUUUCUAUGGACCUGAGAAGAUGGAUAUUAUAGGUCCAACCAUCGCUGCUACCGGAUCUACCGUUAACCUCUCUUGCUCCGUUGCUUCCUGGCCUCCCAGUAAUAUUACUUGGCAAUUCAACGGCUCCGUUAUUGCGACGACUUGGGUGCUCAUGUUGCCGUCAGUCAAUCCAUCUGACAGCGGAGAGUACACCUGCACAGCACACAACUAUAGGACAGACAUCACCAAAUCUGUCAACGAGACGCUAAUAGUCAUUGACAUCAUCGAAGAGGUUAUAGUGACGGAAGCCGACGGCCCCCCUGUGCUGGACAAAACCUUUGCCCUUAACUGUUUUAUUUUGCCAUCCGGUGACAUAUAUCUACACGAGGUCUCCAUUCAUUGGAUGAAGAAUGGAGAAUAUCUGCAUCCAAACAGCCGGAUGUUAAUCUCCAAUGGCAAUCUGACCCUUACAUUUAACCCAGUUGAGAUGUCUGACGAUGGCAAUUACACGUGUUUUGCCAUGAAUCCUGUGAGCAACAAAACCAGUGCUGAGUACCAUCUUUUGGUGAACUAUGGUCCAUGGAAUACCACUAUUGCGGUGCCAUCGGUGGAACCAGCUGGAGCAGACGUUACUCUUAACUGCUCUGCUGAGUCCCAGCCGCCCAGUAUCUUCACAUGGCACUUCAAGGGUAUCAAGAUGGAAACAGAGGGCGCUCACUUGAUGCUGACCAAUCUCACACAUGCGGAUGAGGGCCAAUAUACCUGCAAGGCACACAACAAUGUGACGGGCCUGAACGAUUCAGCCUCUGCAUCCCUAGAAGUCAUCUCCCGUCUGACAGAAGUUGAAGUCGUUGAUGACUAUCAGAAGCCAAUACGUGGUCAGAUGUUCAGUGUAAGCUGUACCGGCAACAGCGAGAUCUCUUCUAUCUACUGGAUGAAGGACGGCAUGAUGCUAAAUUACAGCAGCAGUGUGGAGUUUUCAGAGGACAACGUUACCAUGACGAUAGAGUCUUUGACACUCGAGGACGAUGGAAUGUAUACUUGCACUGCCCUCAAUAAAGUCAGCGAAAAGACCAGCCCUCCAUACAACCUCGAAGUGAACUUUGGGCCAGAAGAUGUCAACAUUUCUGGACCUGCUCUAGCUGAGACGGGGGAGGAGGUGGUGUUCAACUGCAGUGCCUCCUCGUGGCCCGCCAGUGUCUUCAGCUGGUACUUCAACGGUGAACUGGUGGCAAACGACUCCUCCCAGUAUAUCACCCCUCCGCUCUCUCUGGAGGAUGCUGGGAACUACACGUGCAUGGCCUACAACAACGUCACAAAUAUGAGCAGCUCCGAUUCAAUGGCCAUGAGAGUUCUGGAGACUCCAGUCGUAAAAUUGAGGCACAAGCCUGCUAUUCCAAUGAACAAUGACGACUUCUCUCUCUUCUGUGACGUCGAGGGACCGUACGACAGCAUCAAAUGGAUAAGGAACAGCCGACCUCUUGUUUUCAACAACACCAUGACACCCGUAAAUACAACUGAACUGAAGUUCAGACCACUCACCAUCGCCAAUGAUGGAAUCUACCAGUGUGAGGUCGCAAACAUCUUAAAAAGGCAUAUGAGUGAGCCCUACGAGCUCCUUGCCAGCUAUGGCCCAAGUCACGUGAAAAUCUACAUGACAGCGGAAAAUCCAGUGAUUCUUGAAUGUGUGGCGAAGUCCCAGCCUCCUAGCAUGUUUGAGUGGCGCAGAGAUGGCAAAGUGGAAGGAGAGGGCAAUGUGAUUGCUAUCCCCGUCCUCGAUGCACUUCUGAGCCGCAAUAUCACAUGCCAAGCCAAAAACCCUCUGACCAAUGUCACUGUUGCUGCCACUUUUUACGUACCAGAUAUUGAUUCGGGCUCUCCUCUUCAGUGUCGAGUUGACUUGACUCUGACAGUUGUGCUGGCUCUUUCCCUCUCCCUUCUUGGUAACUGGUUUUACUGAAACCAGUACACAAAACGACCCCCCGGUCCACACUUGGCACUCCCAAACAAUAUAAUCAUUUUUACUGUAUGUCAGACUGGACAUUGAUGAGGUGUGUGUCUUGCAAUAUUUUGAUUUAAUCGCAAGUGAUUGUAAAUGAGUUAUUAAUGCAUGCUGCCUCAGAGUUCGGUCAGAAAGACAUGGCUGUUAUGCCAAAACAUGUGAAUGCCUGUACAAAACAAGAAAAUAUAUAUGAAGAGUUGAGUUGCAAAAACCCUCUAAGUACAUUUGUCAAGAAUCUAAAAAAAUGGCUAUAUUUCUGUUCAAAAAGAGGAGUCCAACUUUUCUUAAUUUUUGCUUGCAUUGUUGUACUUGGUAAUACAAAAUCUACCUUACUGCUCUUUUUAGAUGGGUUAUAUUUUUUAUUGAUGAAUUCCUACAAAAUUUCUGAUAAUGUGCUUAGAGGUUUUUACAUCUAGAGUCUUCAUAUAUUACGCAUAAAUUAAAAUCUGAAAUAUAUUUUAUUCA
Molecule: messenger RNA, 4810 nt
Organism: Engraulis encrasicolus (European anchovy)
Lineage: Eukaryota; Metazoa; Chordata; Actinopteri; Clupeiformes; Engraulidae
Product: hemicentin-1-like
Exons: 17
Coding region: 125-4303 (1392 amino acids)
Source: RefSeq, a predicted model, not a curated record